GGCGCAGCAGCGAGGAGGAGCACAACAGUCCUCUCUAACAAAUGAAAGGAUGGGGGGCAUCAGCAGCAGCAGCAGCAGCAGCUGAAUUCAGUAAAACUGGAUCCGGGGCCGAGGGGGCACAGCAACUUUCUACUCACUCUUGGGAGACUUUUGUUGGAUUUAUUCCCCGCUCCACUACAACAUGCCAUUUGCCAAAAGAAUAGUGGAACCCCAGUUUCUGUGCAGGUAUCAAGUCCCAAACGAGGAGGGUCUGGUUUUUGAGGAUCUGGUCUCCAUCAGUAAUGUGGCUCUGUCUCGGACCUUGCGGCAGCUGUCGGACCUGGCCAAACAUGCCUGCUCCAUAUUCCAGGAGCUGGAAAACGAGCUCACGUCCACCAACCAGCGGGUCAGGGGGCUGCAGGGCAAGAUCGGCCACCUUCAGCGGACCUGCUCCGAGCUGGACCCCAAACAGGAGGCAGUGCCGGUGUCAAACCUGGAUGUGGAGAGUAAGCUGACAGCACAUUACCAAGCUCCCUGGCACCAGCAGAGGAACGUUUUCCAUCUCUCUACACGGCCAGAAUGCGUGGAAGAGCUCCACAGGCAAGCCAACCUCAGCCUGUGGGCCCUGCACCGAGAUCGCCAGAGGAGACGAUCGGGCAGCAGGGAGCGGAGAGUAACCAUCUCGAUCUCAGCGGUGCCCCCGAUGCCCGUGUAUCCCACCCCUCAGAGGGGGGUAAAUUUAACAACGUUCGAAUCCACCCGCUCCUCCUCCCCUAUCGAAUGUUGCCGCUUCUCCCCCUGGAGCAGAAAGGCUGCGCCCUCUGACCCCGACUCUGACGGGGUGGCUCUAGGUCACCGGUCUAAGUUUCCCAUCCCUAACAUCCCCUCCACCCUGGACAAGCAGACUAACUGGUCUAAAGCUCUGCCGCUGCCCACCCCAGAGGAGAGAAUGAAAAGCAAUUCCCAAGUCAUCACCUCAUGUGUCAUCCCCAUUAAUGUGACCGGGGUCGGCUUUGACAGAGAUGCUAGUGUGCGUUGCUCGCUCGUUCACUCGCAGUCUUUGCUUCAGAGGAGACGGAAGCUGAGGAGACGGAGGACCGUCGCCGGCGUUCCCAGACAGGUGCAGCAAGACUUAGAUUCUGAUGACUCUCCUGGCUCCAGAGAGCGGACAGUGAUAGUUCACGCCAGUGCAGAUAUCACCCCUUCCAACCAGGAGCUUGCCAGCCAUCUCAACACCAGAGACUCCGGUUGUCAGACAGAAGACUUUUUGAUCUCAGGAGCGCCAUCUCGGAGGAGGAUCAGGCUCCAGAGAGGCCAGGGAGUCUCUCUCUCCCUCUCUCACUCUGCAGGAAACAUCUCCUCCCUCCCUGACAGCGCGGACGCCAUGUUUACUGCCCCUGUGGGAGCACACCUGCGUUCCCGGAGUCUGCCCCGAGACACCAGCCGGAUGCUGGACAACGGGCAUAAUGACAGCGAUGAUGAGGAGGAGCUUUCCCCCUUCGACACUGAGGGGUUCCUGACUGGAUCCAGGAAGUUGACUCUGAAGGAUGAAGAGGAGAGCACUGAUGACCAGGCCAUGUCUGAGCACCAGCUGGGGAGCCUGAAGUACAAGCAGCUGUCACAGAGUCCAGAGCGCAGCUGGAUGGACCGGACCAGAUCUCACCUGCCCAGGAAGGCUGACAUGGGCAGCUGUGAGAUCUCAUCCAGUUCCGACACCUUCAGCAGCCCUGUCCACUCUGUCUCUGCUGCGGCAGUGCUGGGAGGCCAGAUGGACCACAAGGAGGAUCACCAGUCCUCCAGUGGGAACUGGAGUGGGAGCAGUUCCACAUGCCCCUCCCAGACAUCAGAAACAAUCCCUCCUGCAGCAUCUCCACCACUGACUGGCUCCUCGCACUGUGACUCUGAGCUCUCCCUAAACACUGCCACUCACACUAACGAUGACCAGGCCACCUUCAUGCUGGACCACUACCAGGGCGUCAGGACCCAAAGAGCGGGCUCCUUCUCUUCCACUGCUAUGGACAUAUUAGAGGAAGUAGGGGUCAGCACUCCCAUUGAGGGGGAAUGGAGUUACCCCAACCCGGAGCCUUCUGGCUUGCAGGACUUUAGCCCCGAGCCAAACAGAGAGGCUGAGAGCAGCCUGGGCUGCCCCAGCUUCACCAGUAUGGCUACCUGUGAGAGCAGCUUCUCUGACAAACCACUGUCAGAGAAAGCUGACACCGUCUCACACUACUCUGUGGACAACGAAGGUUACUACACCUCCAUGCACUUUGACUGCGGCCUAAAAGGUAGCCGAAGCUUCACCUAUAAUAACUAUGCACCCUCAGGCUCUGACUGUGGCCUGUCUGACUCAAGUGGUCACAUGACUCUGGGGAGACGCUGCCUCUCUUUAAGAAAACCAAAGGUGAGGCCGUCGCCGCCUAAGAGGAGCUCCUCCUUAAGGAAAAUAUGCAGUGAGGGAAAUAUCCCUGACAAGAAAGAACCAAAGAUUACCUGUGGGCAGCAACUUCCUCUGUCUGCCAAGGAGAGGAAACUGCAGCUGGCCUUGUCUGGCUCUCCAGCUCACACUGACAACUCCCCACUGCUCAGAGAACCCCGGGUGGUCUGGGGGGUUGAGGGCUCAGCUGAUCUACCCGACUUAGGCUCCACAGAUAUACAUUCAUUUAAGGAUGAUGGCAUUUUGCAAUCAGAUUAUGCAGAUCUGUGGCUCCUGAAUGAUUUAAAAUCCACUGAUCCUUACCGAUCGUUGUCAAAUUCCAGCACAGCAACGGGUACGACUGUUAUUGAAUGCAUCAAGUCACAGGAGAGUUCAGAGUCACAGACGUCCCAGUCUGGCUCCAGAGCCACCACCCCUUCACUUCCAUCAGUUGAGGGAGACUUCAAGCUUACAUCCCCAGAGAAGCUGGCAGGCCUGGCCAGCCCAUCCAGCGGCUACUCUAGUCAGUCAGAAACACCCACUUCCUCAUUUCCCUCCACCUUCUUCCCCGGACCAUUGUCACCAUCAAGUGGCAAAAGGAAGCCCAAAGUCCCAGAGAGGAAGUCCUCGCUCUCUUCACUGUCACUGCAGUCACUGUCCUCCAGGGAUGGAGCAACCUCGAAGAGAGAUCUGGAGCUGCCAAUUAUCCCUCCUUCUCACCUUGACUUAAGUGCCCUUCAUAGUGUCAGCAAUAAGGCCACAGCUUACAAGACCCAGAUGCAGAUGCUUCACCAAAACAAACAGAAAGCAGCAGUGUCAGCCAAACCUGUAGCACCUCACAACUCAGAGGUGUUCAACGCCCACUGCCUGUCCAUUACACCCACGGUGCUGAACUCAGUACAGCUCCGAUCUGUCAGUAAGGAACACCAAGAAAAUCAUGCAGCUUCCAGACUUCAAUAUCCCACUGUGAAUUCACCUAGCAAACUUUCCGCCAGCAAAUCUUUAGAGCUCAAGAGUCCCAUACUGUAUAACUCACACCAUCAUUAUCUUCACACAUCCUCAAAGGAGUUGUGUGUGUUUACCUCAAAUGAAGAGCUUACAAGUGGAAGCGCAGCAUGUCAGAGUGAGACGAGUAACGAGCUAGACAGAGAGCCCCCUGCAGAGAGUGUGACAGCAGUCAGGCUGCAGUCAGACUCAUGUUUAGACCAGAAAGGUGCAGAAGUCCCUGAACACACCACAAGUCAAGAAGGAGAGACCUGCAGAGAGUCGGUAGAAAUGCCUACCUGCCUCGGAGACUUCCGCUCACAGACUGCAUCUUUACAGCACCAGCAGGCUGAAGAAGAAGAGGCGUAUCCUCCUCCUCCUCCCCCUGUCCUGCACAGUUCCCCCAACACAUUCAGCAGCCUGGAUAAAGUGCCUGCUACUGACAGUCAGUCAGAGAAGCCUCAAGGGAGUCUGAUCAGCAAUGAAGGCAGCAAAGAAGUGGAUUCAUCAGGUGAGCCAUCCGAAUGUGCCUCGCAGGACAGCAAGGAGGAGUCCACAGCAGAGAUGGAGGAUUAUUUCAGUAAAGAUUCUUCUCCCAGUGACAGCACUGUGUCCCCGACACAUGAUGAGUCAAGAACAGAGGAUGACAGUGUGUUUCUGUCACCCACCAAAUCUCGCACCACUGAGGAUCUGUUCGCCAUGAUACACAGGUCUAAAAGGAAAGUGUUGGGGAGAAAGGACUCUGCUGAGUUGGGUGUGAGGAGCCGCCUCGCUGGUGCAUCGGGGAACACACCGCCCAAUAACGCUGUGAGCUCACCUGUCUCUGUGGCAUCGCCUUCCUCCGCCAUGACCCCACCAGGCCCACACAGAGUCCCUGGUCCCAUCUACAGGAACGCGAAGAAGUCCAGCACCUCCAACGAGGAAUUCAAACUAUUGCUGCUUAGAAAGGGAAGUCGCUCCGACACUAGUUACCGCAUGUCAGCUACAGAGAUCCUGAAGAGCCCCGUCACUCCUAAAUCACCUGGAGACUCUUUGACAGAGUCACCCAGACUCUCCGAGGACACCACCUCCCCUCAGCAGCAACUCCAAUCAGGACAAGACCAGCUCUCCAGCCCCUACCUGAAAACCAACGCAGAGGGCUUCUCCCCAAAAUCCUUCCCUACAUCUGCUGCCUCCAGGCAGGGACGCUCCAGGAUACCCCCGCCCGCCAACAGCAGCCGCUACAGCGUGCGCAGCAGGCUGUACUCAGCACCCAUGCAGGCCAUCUCUGAGGGUGAGACGGAGAACUCAGACGGAAGCCCUCACGAUGACCGCUCGUCGCAGGGCUCCACGUAGAAAAGACAGCAAAAAUGAAAUUAUUUUAUUAGUUUACAACAAAAACAAAUGGACCACAAUGAAAUAUUAUAUGAGAUGUGAGGGCAAGAGAUUCAAAUUAGAUAAAGUUUUGUUUAAAAAAAUGUCAACAUAAUUAGUAAUUAUGCUGAAUUUUAAAGCUGUUUUACCUGUUUUAUACAGACUGUAUUUCUAAGAAAAAUCAUCUUUAUGUAAUGAAGAGUUGGCAUUAGAAAACUGAUUAAUUUGCAUCUGCAUUUUGUAGAGAAAUAGAAUUUACAAACAGAAAAUUUUUCUCAAUUUAAAGGGGACCUAUUUUGCCUUUUCCUUAUUUUUGUCACAUAUGCAAUGCUCAUAUCAAAACAAUAAUGAGUCCAUGUAAAAGUAAUCUCUGCGAGCCAAAAACUGCUCUGCAUGAUCUGAUUCAGUUUUUUUGUCUCUCUGUAAUAUCAGAGGGAGCUGAUAUCCCCAGUGUGGUAAGAAGCCCCACCCACCUGUUAGUAACUGUCUGUUUACGAGGGGCAGCCAAUCAGAAGAGAGUUAGCUCAAAGGGAGGGGGCGGAACUAAAAUAGCUUCCUUUUAAAUACAUUUUAAAAAGGAUUAUUUUGAACUGUGAAUCACACUAAGCUAUUUUGGCAGAGUACACAAAUAAAAAUGGAAAUGCGCUCAGCAGGCCCUCUUUAACAUUUCUGUUUUGUUAGUUAAAGGCACAUUUCCCAGAGUCAUGCAGGCCCAACCCAAACCCAGAAUUUUAGAAAUAAGCCAGUAAAGUUGACCUGUUUUAAUGAACUGUAUGUAUUCUGUGAAUACAAUUCAAGCCAGUUACAUCAAAUUAUUUUAACACCCACCAACUGAACAUUGGGACAAACAAAUGUGAACCUUCAGUCCUUAUUCAUAUUUCCUGUUUGUAUAUUUGACUCAGUCCUUUUUAAAGCAUAUUCUAAAUUAUAUCAAAGCUUAUUAUUAGAAUAUUUUAACAUUUUGUACAUUUUGCAAUAAGUGGAAGCAGUAAUUAGUGGUAAGACAGGAAGUGUCAAAGCCAAGCACUAACUUGACAAUCUUGGGAGACAAGAAGAGUGCAGGUGUUAACAUGGGAGACAAAAAGUGGCAAAAAAGAGACGGUGGAAUCGGAGAGCUGGAAGAGAACAAGGAGGGCAUGAAGAAAAACAUAACAAUGGUCAUUUCUGGUUUGCUGACUUGGUGUGUUUAUGCAUUGUUGAAAGGGGCAAGCGGAAAGUGCUCAGGAGGAUCAAAUAUGCCUUAUUUUACUCAACAGGGGACAAUACGUGAUGAAGCAGCUGGGGGCCACAGCAAGUUGAGUGUUUUUGUGAGAUUUUUCUGUUUUGAUGGAGUAUGUAUGAUUAAAUGUGGAGCCAGGUUAUUAAGUCUGAUGACAAGAGAAAUGUCUGGAUUUGGCAUUUACUGCC
This is a messenger RNA of Archocentrus centrarchus (flier cichlid), 6136 nucleotides long. RefSeq names its product Nance-Horan syndrome a (congenital cataracts and dental anomalies) (gene nhsa). NCBI's taxonomy places the organism in Eukaryota, Metazoa, Chordata, Actinopteri, Cichliformes, Cichlidae. The record is from RefSeq and is a predicted model, not a curated record. The transcript has 9 exons. Bases 182 to 4711 code for a protein of 1509 amino acids. Gene Ontology annotation, biological process: lens development in camera-type eye; cell differentiation.